Molecule: messenger RNA, 738 nt
Organism: Penicillium chermesinum
Lineage: Eukaryota; Fungi; Ascomycota; Eurotiomycetes; Eurotiales; Aspergillaceae
Exons: 3
Coding region: 1-738 (245 amino acids)
Cellular component (GO): membrane
Source: RefSeq, a predicted model, not a curated record
AUGUCUCUGUCGCCAAUUAUUUUGAUCACCGGGGCCAAUAGAGGCCUUGGCUUCGCCACUGUCCAAGCUCUCGCUACCAAAGCACCCGAGGCAAUCAUUUGCUUGGGCAGUAGGUCAAUGAGCACUGGUAACGAAGCUGUGCAAGAGCUCCGCCAAGCAGGAGUUACAUCCAACAUUGAAGUGAUCGCAUUGGACGUGACCGAGGAUCGCAGCAUCCGAUCCGCAGCUGAACUUCUCCGCCAGAAAUACGGGAAACUUGACGUGUUAAUAAACAACGCUGCCGUUGCUGGAAACCCAAAGCCCGAUUUGAGUGACUUUCGCGAUGUAUACUCGACGGUCUUCAAUACCAACAUCACUUCAGUCGGCUGCGUCACUUCUUUCUUUAUGCCGUUGCUGAGCGCCUCGUCGCACCCGCGCGUGAUCAAUGUAUCCUCGGCUCGAGCUUCCGUAGCUCUGCAGACCUCGGGGAAACUGCCUCCAACUGCAUCUAUUCCAUAUUCUAUCUCCAAGACUGGGCUGAACAUUCUUACGUUGGAAAUGGCGAAGCUUCAUGAGAAUGUCCGGUUCUAUUGCGCCUCGCCUGGUCAUUGCCGGACGGCUUUUAACAAUUAUAGGGGAAAGAAGGAUCCCGCCGAUGGUGUGAAAGUCAUUGUUGAACUAGCAGUCAGUGAACAUGGUCAAUAUGAACCCGGGUUUUGGGAGUUUGAAGGGGACGCUAUGUCACAGGUUGCCUGGUAG